Molecule: messenger RNA, 6831 nt
Organism: Astyanax mexicanus (Mexican tetra)
Lineage: Eukaryota; Metazoa; Chordata; Actinopteri; Characiformes; Acestrorhamphidae
Gene: b4gat1
Product: beta-1,4-glucuronyltransferase 1
Exons: 2
Coding region: 1765-3060 (431 amino acids)
Molecular function (GO): glucuronosyltransferase activity
Source: RefSeq, a predicted model, not a curated record
UUACUGAUACAAAAACGUUUCGACGAGGAUGGGAUUCGAACCCACGCGUGCAGAGCACAAUGGAUUAGCAGUCCAUCGCCUUAACCACUCGGCCACCUCGUCUCAUGUAUCGCAACGGGGUAUUGUUAUAGGUUUUAACUAUGUCAAGAAAAGAAGAAACAAAAAUACAUUAUACAUUACAUAUAGUUACAUAUUAUUAUUACAGAAGGACGAUUGAACAACGUGGACGAGAAGAAUAACAGUAAAACAUGCCGUCUCCUUUUCUCAGCCGUGUUUCCUUCAGCCAGUCUGUUCCAGUAUUUACGGUAGAACUGCUGCUAGCUAGAUUUACAUGAGCACAUUCACAUGUUCCAAGUUAGCACAUGCGCAGUAGCUAGGUUAGCUAGCUACACGGACUGGCACUGAUUUGUGGAUUUGUCUGGGUUAAACUGGAUAUCGAGGUAAUCGCGCUGUUUGUGGACUUAAAUACCUACAGGUCGAACUAUGGCUGUGAGUUUGAGACACGCUGGUGUGGGACGAAUAACGCUAGCAAGGUAGCUUAGCUGUGUAUCUGCUGCAGAUCCACGGCGAGGUUUCGGUGCAGUAGGUAGGUUGUCAACGGUGUUCUGCCGAAUUGUGCUACCUAUCGUUAUGUGCUACGUAUUGGCACUGCGCAUGCGCUGACUGCCUUUAUUUUUUGUCGUUUUCAUAUGAGGCCUGGGAGGUUAAUCUAAAAAAAAAUGAUAAAUCGAAUUACUGUUUAAAUCCGAUUUUCAAAAUGGUAUGAGCGAGAUUGUACAUAUUAACAUCUAGAAGCUGUCAGAAACCUGUAAAUAACUGUUUCAUGUGGCAGUAAUACAUAUUUACACUUUUCCGUAAAAAAACUGUAUGUAAGGUUGAAGGGGUCUGCUUUCUAUCUGGUAUAAAAAACCCUGAUUGAAAUUAAAUGUAAAGGAAACAAUAACUUUAUAAAUUGUACUGUUUGAUUAAAAAAUGUAAACUAAAAAUCGUUCAUAUAUUUAAAGAAUAUCCUUUUUUCUUUCAAAACACUGCCCAGCCCUAGUCUGAGUUUCUUGUUAUUUUACUUUUCAAAUGUAAAUUACAUAAAAAAAUACAAAAAAUAUUAAUGCUAGUUGGCUAGCUAUCCAUUAAAUCCCUUAAAUUCUCAAAAACUCUUUAAAUAAUAUAUUUCCUAUUAAGCUAAGAAGAUAUGUAAUAGGUUUUUACAAUAUUGCCCUGCUAUAAUCUGAAUUUACUGUUAGUUUAACUUUAUAUUUGCGUUAUAAGUGUUAGCUACAGAUUUAAAUAAAUAAAUAAUAAUAAUACAUAUAUUAUGCUAGUUAACUAACUAUCCAAAAAAAUCCUUAAAAUCACCAACUACGGUUUAAACUUUACAAAUAAUAUAUUUGCUACAUAACUAAAAGCUAGGUUAGCUAACCUACACUACAGUUGAGGGGAUUUUCUGUUAUGAUGCUUUUAAUCCUUUAAAAAUAAUAUAAAUAUUAAAAAUAUAUAGCUAUGUCCUAUUCUAGUUUGUGUUUUUUUAGAUAGUUACUUAAAGCUAUGCAUUUUUACCUGUAGCUAAAUAUACACUAUGGUAGCACAAUUUGGCAAGACAGCACAAACCGACAGAACACCUUCUGUUAGCUUAGCUAGCUAGGUUUGCUACUUAACGGUGCAGCACUAAGGUGAGGUGAAGUAGAUGAGCUAAGCUAGCUAAUAAACAGAGCCAGAGCUAAACUUUCACUUCACUUGGCUAUACUCUCUGAACAUCCACGUUUUGGAAUGCCUUUCUCUAAAAAAUGCUCCGUGUUUAAAGUGGUGCUGAGUGCCCUGCUGAUAGUAGCUCUGCUGCAGCUUAUCUAUUUGUCGUUUCUCUCCAAGCUUCAUGGUAAGCAGCAGCGCUCCACCUAUUCAGAACUGUUUGGGUCCAAGAAAAAUCCUCAACUUGGGGAAAAGAACUCCAAAAAGGAGCGACUAAGGUAUUCCUUAUCAAGUGGGGGCAUUUUCGACAGCAGUGGACAGUACCGCAUUUAUAAGAACCUCAUCAAAAGUGGUUUCUCUACCAGUCAGAAGCCAGGAGCUGACCCCAGGUCCCACCACCUCGCCCUGGCCACACACACCACCAUCAACAACCUCCAUCACCUGGACUCUCUACUGGACCGCUGGCGUAACCCCCUGUCCAUUGCCAUAUUUGCACAUGGCCAGGAUGUCCGGUUUGCCACAGCCCUUGUCUAUGCCCUCAGUCUCUUCUGCCCACAGGUCCAAGAGCUGGUGGACUUCCAUCUGGUCUGCCACUCUGAGGAAAUGGCCAGCUUCCCAGAGCAAGACCGGGACCACUUUGCCGGCCUUGAGGAGCAAGGGUGUCCUGGCGCUUUCGCAAAACUCGAAUCCUACAGAGACAAGUAUAAAAACUAUGCCAUCGCAAGCAACGUCUCCUACCCCAACAACCUCCUCCGCAACGUGGCACGGACUGGUACUGAUGCUGCCUACACCCUGGUCAUCGACAUCGACAUGGUGCCCAGUGCAGCUCUUCACCAUCAGUUCGUAACAAUGCUGAUGAGGCGCGAGCCGGCUCAGGAUGAGGUCCUGGUGCUGCCCGCCUUUGAAAUCAGACACACUCGCAAAAUGCCAGCUUCCAAGGCUGAGUUGGUGCAGCUGUACCAGGUUGGUGAGGUAAGGCCCUUCUAUGAGGAACUGUGCCCUCGAUGCCAGGCCCCCAGUAACUACUCACGCUGGGUUAAUCUGUCCACCAAGACCUCUGGGCCUUUGGAGGUGGCGUACACACUGAAUUGGGUUGACCCAUGGGAGCCCUUCUACAUUGGCGCUAAAACAGUGCCCCUGUAUGAUGAGAACUUCAAGCAGUAUGGAUUUAACCGCAUCAGCCAGGCCUGUGAGCUUCACAUAGCAGGGUACAGGUUCUCUGUGGUGAGCAAUGCCUUCGUGGUGCACAGAGGCUUUAAGGUCCAGGGGGAGUUCCACAGCCGUAAGGAUGAGGAGAACCGCAGGAACCGAAUUCUCUUCCGCAGCUUCAAAGAGGGCCUGAAGACCAAGUACCCCACGUCCCCUCGCCGCUGCUGAGGCCUAAACACACCUGAGGACUAAAGGAGUGUGCACAUCUGUCACUCGUUUGGGACCCUUUAAAGGUACAAUUAGUCUGUAGCUUGGGAUGAUCACUAGUUCACGGUGGUGAGUUUGGGACUUUUCUUGGUGAUAUCAGGUCAAUGUUUGACGCAUCAGAGAAGUCUCUGUGCUGGAAAAUGACUUUGGUACAGUAGUCACGACGGUUUACGUUCUGUUUUGAUGUCGGGAUGUGUUAUUUGGACUGUCAGAAGUAAGCUAAUAAUUUGUGAUGGAAGUGUAAAAAUCUAAUUUAUUGGUUUUUAAACUGUUGGAACAUCUUGUAUACACUGGAGAACAGGGUCUUUAUGCCUACGGUACUCUGAUUCUGGAUGCAAAAUGCAUUGCCAAGGAUUUUGAAAUAUUAUCUACUUAUUAACUUUACCAUACUUUACCAUACUUAGUAACAUUUCACUAUAUAAUUAAAUCUUUUAUCAAAUUAUAUCAACAUUGUAUCAAAUUCCAAAUACCUAGAAAUUAAAUAUUGAGGCCAUAUUGAAAAUAAUAUCUAAAAUAUUACAUGAUGAAAAUUAAGAUGGUCAUAUGUUGUGGCAUCUUUGCUGUAAAGAAGAGCGUUUUUGUUUGUAACCAAACUUUAAAAUGCUUUUAAAAAAUGUUAAUUUAUUGAAAUACAGAAACACAGAUUUUUGUUUUGUUCUAUAUUAGAAGAUCUAAAAUGACUUUAUGUGGUAAAAAGCAGUUUUAUUAGAUACAUACUUGAGUUCAACCAAUGAUUUAAUUUAGUUUGAACUGCCGAACCCUUUUACAGUGCAACUUGCAUUAACAAAUGACAAAUGAAAAUAUUUUAGGGCAGCAACUCCUUGUUCCCUAUAAAUACUGCUCUUCCAGAACACAGUGAGUGUGUUUUUAAAUAUGGGGUUGAAUCCACUCAUCUGUUCAGUUUUGAUACUAAUAAGCAUAUACCUCACUGGUUACAGCAGUAAUUGGAUGUGGUAGUAAACUAACCAAAACUUUAUACUGAGUAGACUUGAUCACAUUUAUUACUUCUGUCAUUAUUUGUGAACACUAGGACGGCUGUCAGCUUGUGAGCAACUGAAUGUGACCUCAAUUACUCUCUUCCCAAAGUCAGUUUACAUUUUCUAAUCUUAUUGCUGUUGAUCGAAACUUUUAAAGGUGGGAUGUGUAAUAAAAAAACAGUGGAAAUAAAGAAGAGGAGAACAUGGAAUCAUUACAGUUUAUUACAGUUUAGUUGUUUGCAGUACCUCAGCUACACUGCAUCAAUAACUAACUUAGAAAAGAUUUGUUAGAUUUUGUUAUCAUCACUGAGUGUGUUUACAUAAACUUAAUCUGGUUGUAAUCAGUUUUCUGUAGUCAUCUGAUUUAUUCAAAUACUAAUGCAAACAGUCUGUUUUCCUAAAUAAAAAAAAAAACACGUGACAGUGGUAACGGAAGUAUGCAAAAUAUAACUAUUAACAUAGCACACACAUAAUGGAAUCCAUAUAUUUUCUGAGAUGUUAUGAGAUCAUCUACAGCAGUGUUUCUCAAACUGUGUAAUACUCAAAGCAUACCUACUUAGGUGGUGCACUAGAAGACCUCAGAAAAUGUUUCCAACAGUAAUUUUCCUAACGUAACAUCAGUUUGUAUUUAGUGCUUUACCUGUUAGAAUCUGUAUGUAAGUCUACAGUUCAGGCCUUCACUCUCAGAACUACAGUUUUACUUACUUUAUUUAUUAACAUCAGUUUCAUUGGCCCUACUGUAAAAACCCUGUUGGACACCACAAGAUCUGCACUAUCAACCAACAGUCACCAACAGUUCACAACAGUUCCUGCAUUACAGUUAAUGGCUAAAUAAUGUAAUAAACACUGUUGCGGGUUCAUGGCUUGGUACUUUUCUUGUUUCUUCUGUCUAAAUCCUCCGGAGAUUUUGAGAAGGAAUACUGUAUUAACCAGAGACAAUAAUCAAUCAAACAAAUUUAUAUUUUAACUGACAGACUUCAAAAGCAAAAACUUCACAGAACAGAUGAAGAACAACUGGCAAAGGAUAAGAUGUACAGCUCUGGGGAAAAAAACACUUCUUUUUUUAAUGAGUUUCUCUGAUUUUGCUAUUCAUAGGUUUGAGUAAAAUGAACAUUGUUGUUUUAUUCUAUAAACUACAGACAACAUUUCUUCCAAAUUGCAAAUAAAAAUAGUCAUUUAGAGCAUUUAUUUGCAGAAAAUGAGAAAUGGCUUAAAUAAAAAAAAAGGCGCAGAGCUUUCAGACCUCAAAUAAUGCAAAGAAAACAAGUUCAUAUUCAUUCAUAUUCAAGUUUUAAGAGUUUAGAAAUCAAUAUUUGGUGAAAUAACCCUGGUUUUUUAAUCACUGCUUUUGGGUAACUUUAUGCCACUCCUGGUGCAAAAAUCCAAGCAGUAUAGUUUGGUUUGAUGGCUUGUGAUCAUCCAUCUUCCUCUUGAUUAUAUUCCAGAGGUUUUUCAAUUCGUUAAAAUUUUUCCAGAACUGUGUAUGUGUGGAUUACACUUCUAGCUUACUCUGUAUAAGCAGAUGUGUUUCUGUAAAGUGGCUUGUUUGUGAUACUUUUAGAAGUUUUAGUUUGAUUAUCGUCGGUGGUAUGUGGUCUGUGAUGUUUACAUCACAUCUAAUUCUGUGAGUUUAUUGGCUGUUACCAAAGCAGAAAUCUGAUUACCGACCUACUCCAUGUAAACUCAGAUGUCUCCCCAUUAUUUGACUACCUAAUUCAUGUAAACGUGUUAAUUGGUUUACUGAUGAACUCCAAAAUUCUACAGCAAUCGGAUUAUGAAGUGCACAUGAACACAUUCAGUGAUGUUUUUCCAGCAUAUAUACCAUUUUGAAGAUAACGAUGGAUUACAUUAUGGUAGGAAGAUUAAGAUUAGGUUUAAUUGAUGUGUGGAAACUGUGUAAUUGGUGUCUAUAUAUUUGGAACAAAGAAGAACUAUAAGAGUUCAGUAUAUUGUGUGAAAGUGCAGAACCUUUAAAUUAUAAUUACUGUGUCUGAAUGGUGUGUUUUACCUCUGUUAUAAAUCCUGAUACUAUGAGCAUUGAAUCCUUUUUUGUUACUCGCUUAAAAUGCGUCAUAUUAAAAUAUGUCUGGAGGAAUAUUACACUGAUAUACUAACUGAGAUGAGUUGGAUUUGGGUCAGAUUUUAUUAAAGCAUACGUUUGGUUUGUUAUUUGUUUUAUUUAGAUUUAUUUAUAAGACCUAAAAGCUCUAAAAUCCUUUGUUUGACGAGACUCAGCAUGACUAUUGAUUGUGUGCUUUGUGUCAAGGGUUUAUUGUCUGAUUUUGUUAUUUUUUUGCACAUGCAGUAUUUUUUCUGUUAGUUUGUGUGUAAGUGUGGAAAUUAUUAAUAUUAUUAUUAAUAAUUAUUUUGUAAAAAAAGAAAACAAAAAAGAACACUGCUAUCCUGUGAACACAACAACUGUACAGAAACACAAUGACAAAUGUUGAAGGUAAAACACCACUGUAUCAGAAAAGCAGGGAGGACCUUUAGAAGCUGCAGAAUCCGGCUGCACUUCCUGCAUGUUUGUCACUGUGCCUUUCUUCCCAUUUGUAGCACUUUUUUUUAAAUACAUUUGAAUUGAGUCUGUCAGGUGAUCCUUUGUUUAAUAUGUUUAUCUAACUGAGAAUAGUAUGUUUGUAUGUGUUUCAACAUUUAGGUGAUGAUCAAUCUUGUUGUUGUGGAAGUUUUUUUGUUAUAUUUGUUUUAUAUAUAUUUUUAAAAAAUAAACACAGGAUGGUUUAUCAUAAACUGACGC